Molecule: messenger RNA, 2290 nt
Organism: Marchantia polymorpha subsp. ruderalis
Lineage: Eukaryota; Viridiplantae; Streptophyta; Marchantiopsida; Marchantiales; Marchantiaceae
Source: the annotation of a GenBank genome assembly
GAGAGAAUCUUUCGCCUUUUCAAACUCCAGUGCUGGUCGUGCUCGGCACUCGAUGAUUUGCUGCUGCUCGCGACGGACUGACCGCGUGGUUGGGUUUUCUUUGCUUUGAUUUAUCGUCGCUUUUCGGUGGAAAUUGAUGUGUCUUGUAGGGAAUUGAAUUGCGGGUUUUCGAGUCACGUUUAACGAUCUCAGAGACGAUUUUUGAGGAAGUCUCUAGCUUUGGGUUGUGUACGACCCUUUUCAGACCUUCGGUAUGAGUUUGCAGCGUCCGUCGGAACGAAAUCUUUCGUGAGAAGCUGAGUUGCUUUCCUGCGAGGGGAUUGAACGCUUGAUUUUAGGCCUGUGUGUCGUUCUGCUCACGCGAUACUCAGCAGCUUAGAGGAACUUCUGUCAUCGGGUGUUGCUUCCUUCGACAGAAAAUUGUGCCGAGACUGACAAUCGGAAUAACUAUUCUCCUGUACACAAUCGUCAUCUCCCGCAUCACGUCGUUGUAUAGACGUGAGAGGGUUUGGUCGAGUGUCCAUCGUGCGUCCGUCAAGUACCGGGCUCUGAGAGCUGACCAGCGUCUCGCUGCAUUCUCGGCGCCAUGGGCUGUGUCUAAUAUUAGACGCGAAGAGCGCAGGCGCUGGCGAAUUUGAAUUUGGAUCACGUUGGUCGAGCGAAGUUUAUGCAUGUCGUCUGCGUUCGAACGUUUCCUAUCGUCACACACGAUGGUUCCUCGUUCAAACAAUUUGACGAUGAUUGGUGACGCAGAAUAAUCCUUCGAGAGUGCUCUGAUCAUGCGAACCUGUUUAGUCUGGUGCCAUUCAUUGUCAUAAUGUGUAAUUAUGUUGGUUACGUGGGAGUAGGCACGGCUCACCUGCUUUCCUGCCGUUGUAGUGGAGCAAGAGCAAAUGCUGUACGGAUCUUCUGUGCUACGUAUGGGUCUAUAUCUAGAGAAUGGAUGAAACCGCGUGCUUCAUGUCAGUUCUUUUACUAUUUCUCAUCCGUCGAAGAGCAGCUUUGUCGCCAAGCAUUUUGCCUGCAUUGGCUUUCUCCCGUGUAGAGAGCAACUCGGACUUGCGAUCAGUCAUGCCGCGGCGCGAGUCUCUCGCUCCAAUAGAGCUGAAACAGUCUCAGGCGGUGCCGAGGCGCCAGUCUCUGGUUCCCAAAGCAGUGAAGAAAACACCAGUGGUCAGGCAGUCAGGUAACAGCGCCGACUCGCCAGUGAGAGCCCCGGUAAGAGCUGUGGCGAGCAGUGCGGCUAUUACCACUCCGACAAGACCAGCUGCAGAUGUCGAACCUCCUGCUGAGAUCCGCUGCAUUGUGGACAAGACUGCUCAAUUCGUCGCCCAAAAUGGGCUCGAGUUUGAGCAGAAGAUUCUCUCUAACGAGAAGAGAAAUCCCAAGUUCAACUUUCUGAAGUCCAAGGAUGCCUACCAUUCAUAUUACCAGCGUAGAAUCCUGGAGUUCAUUGAUCAGGGUCCGUCUCCUCAGGUGGAAAUCGAUCAGGUUGUCGAUACUCAUGUUGUAGGUGAGUAAAGAGUAGGUUGGUUGUUCUCAGUCCAACCACUCAACAGAACUGCAAGAGAUUACACAUGUGAGUUUAAGCGUAUUGGAGCUGUAUGUUUGGAGCUGAGUCUUUGUUCUAUUUCAAGAAAAGCUUGCCCUAAGUCAGUAACAGUCUCAACACUUAUCACGAUUUCAGCAUUUGCAUGUGUGAGAGCUAUUCUUUGUUCUACAAGGGAUGAAUCUCGCCCUCAGGUCGGUCGGACUUUCUACAUGCAAGUGCGAGGUCCUACUACUGAACAGAGCUGGCUUCCGAUUGACAAGCUGGUCUUCAUCUCUCUUCAUCUUGCGGGAAAUACAAGAUAUGUGUAAAUAGGUGGUCUGUCUCAAGACUGACUCCCAUGAAACACUUGGCACGAAGGCAGGCCACCAUGAGUUCUCUCUAGCUUCAUCUACAACUCUUUGCAGCUUAUCCUGCUGGGCAUGUUUAUGUAGUUUUCUGUAUUAAUUUUGAGUUCAUGAGGGAUCCAGUGAGAACCUCAAGCUACUGUGGGCUUGAUCACUCAUACCAGGUAAGUGCUGUGAAGAGAGACUUUUGCUAGUCCGCGAUAUACGUCGUUCUUCACCCUUCAAUUUUCAAGAGGACUUAGCUGCUGCUAGAGGAGAAUAUGUCACUAGAAUAGCACGCUCGAUACUUUGUGCUUAGCAUUUGUCUAUCAGAAAGUUCUAAUGCGAAGAUCACUAGUCAGUUAGUUUACUGACUUUGUUUAUUACUUGCAAGAAGGGAACUGGAGGUGAAUUG